Messenger RNA from Pistacia vera, 2329 nucleotides. Its product is annotated as G-type lectin S-receptor-like serine/threonine-protein kinase CES101. Gene Ontology annotation, molecular function: protein serine/threonine kinase activity; ATP binding. Lineage: Eukaryota; Viridiplantae; Streptophyta; Magnoliopsida; Sapindales; Anacardiaceae. Gene Ontology annotation, biological process: protein phosphorylation. The record is from RefSeq and is a predicted model, not a curated record.
UAGAAGUCAAAUCCUUUUGAGCCUCAUGAUACUUUGGUUGGGGCUAUCAAAUCCUACAGCAGAAACAUUUGCACAAGGCUUUAGACUUGGUCUCAAACUCAGAGAUGGGGCAAAGUUGGUUUCAGCUUUUGGGAAAUACAGCUUGAAAUUUUUUAGCCCCAAUAAUACAGAAAAACGUUAUGUAGGAAUAUUCUACAUGGAUGAGGAGGUAGUGUGGGUUGCGAACCGAAACACCCCAAUCUUAGAUGAAUCUGGAUGGCUUACAGUUGAUGGAGAUGGCAAUUUAAAAAUUUUCCACGGUGGAUCUAAUUCUAUUGCAAUAACUUCCUACCAACCAUCAUGUUGUAUAGUUGUUACUCUUCACCAAACUGGGAAUCUUGUCCUCCGUAAAAUGGAUUCAAAUGGAACAACAAUCAAGAUAAUGUGGCAAAGUUUUGAUUAUCCAAGUGAUACACUUCUUCCUGGCAUGCGUGGAAUCAACUUGCAAACUGGGCACAAAUGGUUUCUCCAAUCCUGGAUUAGUGAUAAAUCACCGGCACAAGGUUCAUUUUCGCUCGGUUUGGAUCGGAAUUUCACGAACCAGCUUGUCCUCUGGUGGCGUGGGGAAGUCUACCAGACAAGUAAGCUUUGGCUAAAUGAUCUGUUUAAUUCUUCUAAUUCUUGGACUCGUGGUAACUACGAAUUCAGCUUCACUUCAAAUGAAAAGGAAAUAUAUUUCAGUUACUCUCUUAUUAGUGAACAAUCAUUUAAACUACUGAAAAUUCUACCUGAUGGUAGAUUGUCUAUUCCGGAGCUUGGUUUUGGUAUGCCUCGGAAAGUUCCUACUUGCAGGAGGGAUGUUCUUUAUUUCCAGUCCAAAUAUGGUUUCACGUCCAGAGAGGGAUUCAAGUUCAAAGAAAGUGAAAACAUGAGCCACGCCGAUUGUGAAUUGAAAUGCUGGUUUAAUUGUUCUUGUUUUGCCUAUGCUACUACAGAUUUUGACACCAGCUGCGAGAUCUGGGGCAGGGGGCCAAUUUUUACAGAAGCUAAAUGGGAUGAUAUCAAUUCACGGUAUAUACACAUCCUUGAACCCAGAAAGAAGUGGUGGCUGCCAUUAGCUGUUGCAGUAGGAGUAGCAUUAUUGGUCCCGCUGUUGUGCUACUUAUGCUAUUUGAUACUGAGAAAACUGAAGGCAAAAGGUAGUAACACAACAAACCGAAAGAAGCUAGUAGAUGAGCUUGGAGAGAAUGCUUUACUUCUUACGGCAUAUGGCAAAGGAAAAACAAAAGAGAUAGAUUUGAGCAUAAGCCGCGAGUUGAAGAUAUUUGAAUUUCAAACAAUUGCAGCUGCUACAGAUAAUUUCUCAGCUACAAAUAAGCUGGGAGAGGGUGGUUUUGGUCCAGUUUAUAAGGGACAAUUAAUAGAUGGGCAAGAAAUAGCAAUAAAGAGACUCGCAGGAAGAUCAGGACAAGGAAUAAUGGAGUUCAAGAACGAAACUAAAGUCAUUGCAAAACUCCAGCACACUAAUCUUGUGAAGCUUUUAGGAUGUUCUCUUCAUGGAGAAGAAAGGAUUUUAGUUUACGAGUAUCUGCCUAACAAAAGCUUGGAUUUAUAUAUUUUCGAUUCUGAUAAAAAGAAGUUACUAAAUUGGAAGAAACGUUUCAGUAUAAUCGAAGGAAUUGCUCAGGGGCUUCUUUAUCUCCAUAAGUAUUCAAGAUUAAGAGUGAUUCAUAGAGACUUAAAAGCUAGUAACAUUUUACUUGAUGACCAAAUGAAUCCAAAAAUAUCAGAUUUUGGCAUGGCUAGAAUAUUUCAGAUGAAUGAAACAGUAGUAAACACUAACAGAGUUUGUGGAACAUAUGGCUAUAUGUCUCCAGAGUAUGCUAUGAAUGGAAUUGUGUCAACUAAAGUUGAUGUAUUUAGCUUUGGAGUUUUAGUACUGGAAAUUGUAAGCAGCAAGAAGAGCAAUGGUUGCUAUCAUGCAGAGAGCCCGCUCAACCUUAUAGGAUAUGCAUGGCAGCUGUGGGGAGAAGGUAUUGCCUUAGAGCUAAUAGAUCCAACACUAGAUGAAUGCUCAAGUAAUGAAGUAUUGAGAUGCCUUCAUGUGGGUCUUUUAUGCGUUCAAGACCAAGCGAAGGAUAGACCAGCGAUGCUGGAUGUGGUUUCUAUGCUAACAAAUGAAACUAUGCUCCUAGAUGAUCCAAAACAACCAGCAUUUUUUAUCAAUGUUUCUCCUGAGGAGCCAGACGUUCCUGAAAAUCAGCCAGAAAAUUGUUCUAUAAAUGAAGUAACACUUUCAGAGAUGGUAGCUAGAUAAACAUGGUAGUGACAUUAUUAUCUAGGCAGAAUU